This is a messenger RNA of Funneliformis geosporum, 340 nucleotides long. Lineage: Eukaryota; Fungi; Glomeromycota; Glomeromycetes; Glomerales; Glomeraceae. The record is from the annotation of a GenBank genome assembly.
GGCGUCUAGUAGUCACGAACGAUCCACACUUAUGCGUCCUAGGAUCUCCAAACAAGGGAAAGCACGCAAUCCGGAAGGAGUACCCUCGACAAAGGGACGGUUUGACAUCGCCGUUGAUUUGUCUUCGCUAAGGAAAAAUAGCAAGAGGCCUUUCAAUACAAUAAGGGCGUCUAGUAGUCACGAACGAUCCACACUUAUGCGUCCUAGGAUCUCCAAACAAGGGAAAGCACGCAAUCCGGAAGGAGUACCCUCGACAAAGGGACGGUUUGACAUCGCCGUUAGAUUGCAGAACGAGGAAAUACUUACAUUUAACAUAGCCCGCCGGUUUUUUACGACAUAG